CCUUCAGUCAUGUUCAAAAAUUACUUUUCAGAGUGAGAAACAUGUUCUUGCAGGUCCUUGUAGCUCCAGAUGACUGCCGAUGUUCCGAACUCGCUCAACUGGGUCUCCUUCGUCACGGGGAUCCUCUCCUUCGGCCUAACAAUCCUCAACUUGAUCGCACUAUACGGCAACUUCGUCGCCACCAUCCGAGCUGCUCCUAGUGAGAUUCGAGAUGCAUUGGGGAACCUCCGACACCAGCUGUGUGAGGAACGAGAGGCCCUGCGAUACCAGACAAAGGAGAUACGCUCAAAUGGCAGAUUACGCCAGGGUAUUGCGAUCGUCAACGACAGGUUAGCCAGCCAUGAAGCUCAUAAGACGCUUAUGCAUGCCGAGAAGACUUUGCCGCUUCAUUACAUGACUCUGCGGGAUCUCUGGUGCAGUUUCAAAGACAUCGAGAGGCCGUUUCUCGUCGCGAGCGGGUUCCGCGCCGAGGCUAUUCUUAACGGCGCAACCUGGUCUGAGGGGGACCUUGAUGAGAAGGUCCGUCCUGACUUCGAGAAGCACGGCGAAGCGGAAAGUUUUGCGGACUGGAGCGCGCUUUAUAAGUGUGACUUUAUGCACAGGUUCAUUUGGUGGCAGGUCAAGGAUGAUGUGAAGAAGUUGUCGGAUGAGGUUGGACGGAUCAUGGCGCGGCGGACGGAGAGAGAGGUUACUUCCACCCGUAUGAUGGUCAAGCAACUUUUCAAUGGCGAUCUGCCUCCGCAGAUUAUCGAAGCGCAUCCGCGCCGCCCUCCAGGAGGCGUGGACGUGCCCAGACGGGAAGACGGCAGCCCCGCGGCUAGUGAAAGUCAACACGACGCUCCAAAGAGCGAUGCUGCCACCGUCGGCAAGCGCCAGCAACGUCCACAACCCCAGCAGCGUGAUUCCAAGACCAGGUGGGAACAGUUCCGGAGCAGACCUACGAAGCAGUACGACAUCAUAGAGUAUUUCGAAGGCCAGGGACGAGAUCACUCAAGAAUUAUCGAAGUGAUCCCUGAGAGUGAGAUUGACUACUUCUCUCAACGUUUCAGGCAAAGGCGCGAGAAGAAGUGA
Colletotrichum navitas is the source of this 1071-nucleotide messenger RNA. RefSeq lists its product as uncharacterized. The transcript has 2 exons. NCBI's taxonomy places the organism in Eukaryota, Fungi, Ascomycota, Sordariomycetes, Glomerellales, Glomerellaceae. The coding region runs from base 70 to 1071 and encodes 333 amino acids. The record is from RefSeq and is a predicted model, not a curated record.